GGCUCACAAAGGAAAGAACUCAUGCUUAUCCUCGCAUUUAUAUGGGAUGAUGUCCUCGACCUGGUCCGGUCACUGCUGUGUUGGAUCCUCUCGAUCUCGUAAAGAACUAUUCCGGGUCCGCUCCGGAAACGGAAAUGAAUUGAAGACGAAAUGAGUAGAGCUAGAGGCUUUAUUGACGUAAAGUUCCACCGUGCUGGUGAAGCUGAUAGAUUCAUUGCACCCGCCUGUUGGUGGAGAUCUUUUUGUAUGUUGUGCCGAUGAAGAAUACUUAGCGUCAGCGUCUUUCGACGACCCUGCUCGAUGUCGAUUCUCCAACAUAAUUUCAGCGACAAAGAUGACUCGUAGACUCUUGACCAACACGAUGAACAUAUUUCGUUUUUAGUUAGAAUCUGUUUCACUCAAGAACAUCGAAGAAAGUGACCACGACUUCGUGCAGGAGUAUAUACGUAUAAGCUGUUUUCCGCCACUGAAAUAGAACUAUACAUCUACUAGCGACCUAGCCACAAAAGAGAAAAUGUUGUUCUACCAGUGGUUCCAGACGCUGGCUCAGAAAAAGGCGGACGUGACAGUGGAGUUGAAGAACGACCUGCAAAUACAGGGCCAGAUCUAUCCUAUGUAAAAACGUCCCCACCCCAGAGUUGUCAUGCGAAUCAGCAUGGUAAAAAUGCUUCUCAUGCGAAGCCCCAUGAGAGGCAUUUUGUAGUCCUAUUUCGCAAUUUGUCAUGCUCCAAUCGGCAUGACGUGCUAGAUCUGUAAUGCUGCUGAACUAGCUAAUAAACAGGAUUACAUUAUGAGGCCAAACUUGUCAUGCAGAACUCCCAAAACUUGGGGAUUUGUGUUGCAGACUUCCCAUCUUGACCAUGGUGUGCUGGGAAUGUUUUUACAUAUCAUAAGAUCGUAGCGGUGGACCAGUUUUUGAACAUCCGUUUGAACUAUGAACUGCAAAUAUGUUUGGGUCUGGAAGAUUGCAACUUGUCAUGGUAAAUCUGAAGCAUGCAAAAAUCUGUGUUGCAUGAGUGCCAAAAGCUGUCCAGCACUUCGACCAAGUUCGAACGGAGUUUCUCAUGCAGAAUAGGCAUGGCAGAGACCUCGCAGAGUCUGUCAUGCUAAGUCCCGCAUUCCAGACUUCAUGGGUCAUGGAAAAUCCGCAUGACAAGUCUACACUCUUCCAGGAGACCCAGACAUUUUUGCACUUGAUAGGAACCAGGUCACCUGCAGCGACCCCGACAAGUUUCCGUACCUGCUCAGCUUGAAGAACUGCUUCAUCCGCGGGUCAACGUUGCGGUACGUCCAUCUGAAGAAGGACGACGUCGACGAACAGCAACUCCAGGAAGCAACUAUGAAGGAAGCCACGGAGAAAAAAAUGGAACUUCAGGCAGAAAUGCAAAAGGCUCUGCGGCAGUGAAGCUUUUCAUCCCAUGAUGUGGUGCGUGCAGUCAAAAGGACGAGGGCAAGAAGAUGAUGUCUACGUCAGGACGUAGGACGAGAUGAUGCGUGCUUAUGUCAUUACGCAGAAGGAAACAAUGUCGACAGUACCUGUCUGUUUGUCCUUGCCAAGCAACAACCACAAAGUGAAUGUGUACCAAUCGAGGAGUCGCGUCGCGCUUUUUUUGAAAUAGUUGAAUGAAGUGACACAACCCACAUCGUGCCUUGUGGUCCAAGACCAAGCAUAAACGCACCCG
Messenger RNA from Amoebophrya sp. A120, 1682 nucleotides. The record is from the annotation of a GenBank genome assembly. NCBI's taxonomy places the organism in Eukaryota, Dinophyceae, Syndiniales, Amoebophryaceae.